GCGCAUCUGAAAAGGAAAUUCAUGCUGGUUUAUGACGUCAUUGUUGACCUGUCCAAUCCAGAACAGUGAAGAAAAUCACAGAGAAUGUCAAUUAAUAACCAGAUGAAGGGCAUUUCCGUCUUUAAAAAAAUUACGCCCGCCUCUUUAUUCUUUCCCACCAUCACAAUUGUCCUCUACAACGCGUUUCACCGUAACUUUGAAAAAGACCGUUUCCUCCUUUCUUUUGACUCUCUGUGCAUCGGAAACAAAUAAGUCAGAAGAAAAAAGAAGAAACUUUCAUUUUUAAUUAUUAAAUUCAUGGAGAAGAUCGAUGAGCUCAAAGCCAAAGCCAUGGCUUCAGAUUUAACGAAUGCAAACGCUAGCAAAGACAUCGAAGCUUCUAAAACUAAAGAAGAAGGCGAGCUCUCCGAUUCGUUCGAUGACGAAAAUCUGGGUUGCUCCACUGCUCAGUCUAGUGGUACUGUUACCCCACCUUCAGGAUCUAAUUCGGCACCUUCCACUGUCAAAUCCUUGCCACCGAAUCUGGCGGGGAACACUAUUUCUGGCAAUAAUCUUGCCAGCGCCGUUGAUAUCCUGUCACAACAACCAAUUCCACCAAAGAGUCAGAAAAAUAUCGAGAAGAAUCGGUUGGCAGUUAAAUCCACUAAUCGUAGUUGGUAUGCACCUUCUGGAGGCAACAAUAAUCUUGUGAUACGCUUCUCAGAUGAUGACAGUGGUAGUGACUCAGAAGAGUGCAGCCAACAAAAAACUGUUGAAAAUAAAUCCAACUCGACUAGGGAUGGUACUCAGAGACCCCUUACUUCAUUUGCUCCAAAGAUGAACAAGUUAGGCCAGACUUCCAGGAACAUUACCAGAGUAAUUCCCAAGAAACCUUUAAGCCGUACAUUUAUCUCAUCAAUGACCAAAAUCAAUGGUGGGACCAAUUCCAGGGUUGCUGGUCCUUCAACGGUUGAUCAAGGUUCACAAGUUAGAUAUUUUAAUCCCCGCAACAAAAAUUCGGCAAGCCAUGAUCUUGUGUCUGAGCAAGGUGUGGCUUCCAACAAUAGUAAACUCCAGGACUUGAGGCAGCAGAUUGCACUUCGGGAAAGUGAAUUGAAGCUUAAGGCCGCCCAGCAACAUAAGGAAACAGUUUUAGCAUCAACUAUGAACCUGGACAAUGGUGCAGGAAAGAAGUGGAUUGCAACUUUGGUGGAUGCUGGUUCAAUAGAUCCAAAAGAACCAGACAAGAAACGCUUGAAAGUCAGUGAAUCUAAUUUUGCCCAUUUAAAUUCAGGUGCUCAACAGGAGUUACAUCAUGUAAAAUCUAAUUUAGUGUCAAAAGACCAAAAAUUGGAGACAAACAGUCGGCCGAGCAAGGAUAAGGCUGAUAGCAAGAAAGUAGCUUCAAUGAGCAAAGCCAAGUCAAGCAUUAAGUGGCAAAAAAAAGAUGAUAAUCUGGUUGAUGUUUCAUUAGAAGAUACGUCUAAAGUGCUGAAAGAUGGUGUUGAUAUGCAUACGAAUUUGCAUCAAUCCAAAAGGACCAGUAGGCAGGUGGAUCCAAGUGUUUUGGCGAACCAGACUGCAUCAUUAACAAACAUAAGUGCCAGUGCUGUGCCAAAUAACUUGAGUAACGUGGAGUUAAAUCAUCCAACAGAGGUUGGUUUAAAUAAUCCACCAAGUUCUUCACUAAGCAAAGCAACAAGAGAACUGAAUUUAGCGAAAGGAAAUGAUUAUCUUGAAGUCACAUCUGGUGAUAAGACUCUUGGGCCCUAUUUUAGCAAAAAAUUUCAGACAUCUCAAAAUACAGCAAGUCUAUGGAACAAUUUGGCUAAUGUAAAUAUCUCAAGUCAUUGCAAUGUAGAUGUAGAUAUACGUUCUUUUGUUGAAAUUGAGGAAAAGCUGGACAAGGAGCUAGAGGAAGUGCAGCAGCACAGACGCUUGUGUGAAAUUGAAGAAAGAAAUGCUCUUAAAGCUUACAGAAAAGCUCAGAGAGCUUUGAUUGAAGCUAAUGCUAGAUGUACUGAUCUUUAUCGUCAAAGGGAACUUUGUUCAGCCCACUUCAGAUCUUUUAUUGUGAAUGAUUCCAAUACCUUGUGGUCCUCCAUGCAACAUGAACACACUGGAGUUGGAUUGGAUACUUCAAAUAAUGUACCUGAAAAUAUGGAUCUUGUACCCAUGUCAACUCAUAGAUUACAACCUGAAUAUGAUGGUUUUAAUCAACCAGGGUAUGAUCCAAAUAUCCAAUCUAUCAAUGUGGCUCCUCGCAAUAUGUCUCUCCAGCAUGACAAUGGACAAAAUUUGGGUUCUGAACCAUGCAGUGAGCCAGAUGCUAGUACAUCAGAGCCAUUUCCUCAUAAUAGCAACAACGCUGCAAAUGCAGUGAGAUCUCUGUGCAGUCCAAUUAUUUCAGUGGAUGAAGAUGAAGAGACAUCUCCUAUGGACCAUGAUUCUGUUCAACCUAGUGCUGGGUAUCAGCAAAAGGAGCAAAAGUCUGAAGUAAAUCAAAGGAAUGCAAAUAAUGAGUCUGACAAUCAGGAUUCUUUGCUUCUUGAAGCGACAUUGAGGUCUGAACUAUUUGCGCGGUUGGGAACGAGAACUUCAUCAAAGAACAUUGAUUCAUUUUGCCAUGGAGAGCCUUCUGUUGAACGAGGGGCAGAAAAUGAUGUUGAAAGUGAAAAGACCCAGAUGAGCAAUGGCAGUCUUACACUCUCGGAGGCAGAAAAAAAGCAUCAAUUUGAUGUUUCAGGCCCUGGAAAGCCCAAUGAAGUUAUAUCAGAAGUUCUGGUACCGAAUGAGAACCAGCACCAUGAAAAAGAUGAUGUUUCUUCCAUUUUGAGGAGUGCAAUUGGCCAUUUGAAGGUCAUGUCUCCUGUCACUAGACAAAAAGAGAACCAUUUCUACAGUGAAGAGGGUUCUUAUGUCAACUUUGAUGAAAUUGAGUGGUCUGGUCAGAUAGCAAACUCUUUAGAGGAGGCUGUUCGGGGUUUAUCUGGGAAAGAAAUGGGCUCAUAUAUGUGCACUAUUGCAGUUGACCCAUUUUGGCCGCUCUGCAUGUAUGAGCUUCGGGGAAAGUGCAACAAUGACGAAUGCCCCUUUCAACAUGUUAAAGACUUUUCUAAGAAAAAUGCAUAUCAGAAUGCACAUGAUGAUUCUGACAGUGCCGAUUGUCAGCUUGGUCUGACACCAUGUCAACAGCAAAGUAAUGGUCCAACAAAAGCUUCCAAAUGUUGUGAUGUUUUCAAUUCACCAACUUAUAUAGUCAGCUUAGAUAUUUUGAAAGCUGAUCCACAUCCACACGAAUUUGUUGUGACUUGGGGAAAUGCACAAUCCUGGUGGAAGUGUUUCAGUAUUUGCUUAGCUUUAUCUAGUUUUCUCCGGAAAGGUCUAUCUUCAGAUGAACCUUUCGUGGAUGGUGGUGAUGGCCGUAUUGAAGUGCAUGGCAGCUGGAAUAGGGAAUCCUCAUUUUUCCAGAGUAGAAAUGGAAUAGUGAAUAAACUCAACCAAGCUUUAGGUAUGAAUGCCCAGUCCUUGGAGAUGGCUUUGCUUAUCCUCAACCAGGAUGUUAACAAGUUGGAGGGUAUGAAGAAGUUUUUGCAGGCUCUUUCUUUGCUGUCACGAGCCCUUGAGGCUGAUCCGGCAUCAGAAACUCUCUGGAUAGUUUAUCUGCUUAUUUACUAUAGCCAUAUGACAUUUGAUGGGAAGGAUGACAUGUUCUCUUAUGCGGUCAGAAACAAUGAAGGAUCAUAUGAACUUUGGCUUAUGUACAUCAACAGUCGUAAACAACUUGAUGAUAGGUUGGUUGCAUAUGAUGCUGCUCUUUCAGCCCUUUGCCGUGGUGCAUCUUCCUCAGAAAAGGAUGCAAUGCAUGCUAGUGCAUGCAUCCUAGACCUGUUUUUGCAGAUGAUGGAUUGUUUGUGCAUAUCUGGGAAUGUUGAGAAAGCCAUCCUGAUGAUAUAUAGACUCUUACCUGCUACAACAAAUCCUGAUGGGCCUCAUUCUCAGAUGUUUAAUGAUAUCCUCACAUGCUUAACAAUUUCUGACAAAUGUGUAUUAUGGGUUUCUUGCAUUUACUUGGUUAUUUACAGGAAGCUGCCAGAUGCUGUGGUGCAGCGGUUAGAGCAUGAGAAAGAACUCCUUCCAGUUGAAUGGCCCUCUGUUCAUCUGGCCAAUGAUGAAAAGAAAAGGGUUGUGCAGUUGUUAGAAAUGGUAGUAAGUUGUGUUGACUCAUACAUCAAUAUUGAAUCAUUUAAGAGUGAAACUGAUCUCAGAUCAGCACAAGUUUUUGCUCUCAAUCACAUUAGGUGUUUUGUGGCACUUGAUAGCACUGAAUCCAGUCGAAAUUUGUUGAAAAAAUACAUAAAGGUGUACCCAUCUUGCUUAGAACUUGUUCUGAUAUCAGCAAGACUGCAAAAAUAUGAUUCUGAGAAUUUGGGUUUUAUUGGGUUUGAAGAAGUCCUUCAUAACUGGCCUACAGAAGCCCCUGGAAUUCACUGUAUCUGGAACCAGUAUGCUGAAUUUGCCCAACAGAAUGGAAACCCUGAUCUUGUGAAAAAACUCUUGACACGCUGGUAUCACUCAGUUUGGAAAGUUCAGUACCCUGAAAAUGAAAAUUUGAAUGCUAUAGAUGGUGGGAACUCUCUUGUCUCUCUGGAACUGGAUUCAAAGUCAAAGCCUGACAUUUUGGUACCUAACCCUAACCAGAUGGAUCUGAUGUUUGGAUAUAUUAAUCUCUUUCUUUGCAACUUCUUGCAGAAUGAUCAUGUUGAGGCUCGCUAUGCUAUUGACCAGGCAUUGAGGGCUUCUAUUCCCAUGGGUUUCAAUGAUUGUGUAAAGGAGCAUGCCUUGUUUUUGCUCAAUGAUAAGUCCCAAAAGGAGGAUGUUUCUAUUAGUUGGCAACUCAAGACUUUGAAUAUGUAUUUGGAUGCUGCCCGGUCUUUCUCAGUCUCUGAGCCACUAUCUAGACAUUUUAUCAGCAAGAUUGAAAAGUCAAGAGUCCAGCAACUUGUUAGAAACAUUCUAAGUCCAGUCUCAUCUGAUUCUUCUCUUGUGAACUUGGUCCUUGAAGUGUGGUAUGGCCCGUCUCUUUUACCCCAAAAUUUAACUGAACCAAAGGAUCUAGUUGAUUUUGUGGAAGCUAUCUUGGUAAUAGCACCAUCCAACUAUGAGUUAGUGUUUUCUGUUUGUAAGAUGUUAAGCAGAGGUGACAGCUUUAGGGACGUUUCUCCUAGUCUUAUGUUUUGGGCUAGCUCAACCUUGGUCGAUGCAUUCUUUCAUGCUAUCCCAAUUCCGCCAGAGUUUGUAUGGGUAAAGGCUGCACAUAUAUUGGACACUAUUCCGGGCAUUGAGGCCAUACAUAAGAGGUUUUAUAAAAAGGGUUUAGCAGUAUAUCCAUUCUCCCUCAAGUUGUGGCAAUCUUACCACAAUCUAAAUAAGACCAAAGGAGACGGGAACAUUGUCCUGGAAGCAGCAAGAGAAAGGGGUAUUGAACUUGACUGAAGUUUUUUCCUUCAAAGAGGUUAUAAUAUUAGGUUGGUAGAGUCGACAUUUGGCGAGGAAAAAUAUUGGCCAGUUUUACUUGAGACCAUAUCAAAUUCGGCAAGGUAAAUAUUGAGCCAUUUCUUCUGUAAAACAGUUAGGAGAGAUUGAUGUGAAACUAUGAAACAUAGAAACAUACGAACUAUAGGAUCAAAAUCAAAUAGAUUUUGUCUUUGAUGAAUCUUGAAUAGGUGAAGGUUUCUUAGAUGUAAGCCUAUUGUUGUGCUCCCUUUUAUGUUGUUUAUUUUUCUUAAUCAAGUGUAAUUACCCAUGUUUUGAACUAAUUUGCAUAGUUGAGUGAAAUUUUUGUUCGUCUCUUUUGCCCACUUCACUUGCUUUUCUUCCUCUUCUGUUUCUUUCUUUUCUAUGUUUUCUCGACUGUGUGUUGAUGUUGAUUACACGUAAUGCUUGACGACGUCGAGCAGUGAAGAAAGAUGAAAGCACCAGCCAGAUAGUUAUGGAGGAGGUUUGGACAUGUUUCUGCAGGUCGGAGAUAGUUUUAAUGGAACGGUGAAUGCUUCAUUUCGGAAUUUGGAGAACCCAAACCAUUUAUGUUUACUUUCUGUGUUCUACUUUCCAAGAGUCCUUGAAAAAAAAAAAAAAAAAAGAAACGAUGUCAAGCGGAAGUGGUACUUGAAUUUGAUCAUCCCAAUUUGAAUAUCAAAUUCAGAAAGUCCCAACUCGAUUUGAAUAUCAAAAUAUUAGAGGAAAGAAUUAAAAGAAAGAAACAGAAUUAGGGGCAAAUAAGAAAUUUCAAGUCAUUAACUAGGUUUGGCUAUGGUGAACUCCCUCAUUUUUCUUCAGUGAAGGCAAAAAAGCCUCCUUUUGCAAGGCCUAAACCUCCCCCCAAAACCCUUAAUCCCUUUCAUUUCUCUUCGAAUUUUCCGGGGUUAAGGGUUUUCAAAACCUGAAAUUAACAAAAAUGAAAGACCUAAGCCUGUAUUCCGAGAUUACUUCGAAUCUUCAGUUACAAUCAGAAGGUGAAGUAUUACAGCUCUCUGCAUAUGAUAUCCAGAGAAAUCGCUUCUUCUUUGCUUCUUCGGAUAAUUUCAUUGACACCAUCUUUUUUCUUACCAAGGUACUAACCUUAAGCUUGGAACUCGGCGCCAAUAGAAA
Molecule: messenger RNA, 6630 nt
Organism: Durio zibethinus
Lineage: Eukaryota; Viridiplantae; Streptophyta; Magnoliopsida; Malvales; Malvaceae
Source: RefSeq, a predicted model, not a curated record